GGUCUUCUUGUGGGUACUCUGGAUGUGGUGCUGGACUCCAGUGCCCGCGUGGCUCCUUACCGCAUUCUGCAUCAGACCCAGGACUCACAAGUCUAUUGGACAGUAGCAUGCGGUUCUUCUCGCAAAGAAAUCACAAAACACUGGGAAUGGCUGGAAAAUAACCUACUCCAGACGCUGUCCAUAUUUGACAAUGAGGAAGAUAUCACCACCUUUGUCAAAGGCAAGAUACAUGGCAUCAUUGCAGAAGAGAACAAGAACUUGCAGCCCCAGGGAGAUGAGGACCCUGGGAAAUUCAAGGAGGCCGAGCUCAAGAUGCGCAAACAGUUUGGGAUGCCUGAGGGGGAAAAGCUGGUCAACUACUACUCCUGCAGCUACUGGAAGGGCCGAGUGCCCCGGCAGGGCUGGCUCUAUCUGACCGUCAACCACCUGUGCUUCUACUCCUUCCUGCUGGGGAAGGAAGUGAGCCUGGUGGUGCAGUGGGUGGACGUCACACGGCUAGAGAAGAAUGCCACCCUGCUCUUCCCUGAGAGCAUCCGUGUGGACACCCGGGACCAGGAGCUCUUCUUCUCCAUGUUCCUCAACAUCGGUGAGACCUUCAAGCUCAUGGGGCAACUGGCCAACCUGGCCAUGCGGCAGCUGCUGGACAGUGAGGGCUUCCUGGAAGACAAGGCGCUGCCCAGGCCUGCCCGGCCACACAGAAACAUCUCGGCACUAAAGCGAGAUUUGGACGCCCGGGCCAAGAAUGAGUGCUACCGAGCCACAUUCCGGCUGCCGAAAGAUGAGCGCCUAGAUGGCCACACGGACUGCACCCUGUGGACCCCCUUCAACAAACUGCAUAUCCCUGGCCAGAUGUUCAUCUCUGGCAACUACAUCUGCUUUGCCAGCAAGGAGGAGGACGCUUGCCACCUCAUCAUACCCCUGCGAGAGGUGACCAUUGUCGAAAAAGCUGAUAGCUCCAGUGUCUUGCCCAGCCCUUUGUCCAUAAGCACCAAGAGCAAAAUGACCUUCCUGUUUGCCAACCUAAAAGACCGGGAUUUCUUGGUUCAGAGGAUCUCUGACUUCCUCCAGAAAACAUCACCCAAGCAGCUGGGCAGCAGCAGUGGGAGCAGAAAAGCCAACAGCAUGGACCCGGCUCCAGAGUCUUCUGAAGCAUCCCGCAAGGCCCUGGAAGAGCCCGCCAGCUUGUCCUCAACCCUUAGCGGCCGCCACAUCUCCCGUGCACAGGAGGCACCAACCGCUUCCCAGGGUCUGCUUAAACUCUUCCAGAGAAACACGCACAUGGAGGAUCUGGGAGCCAAGGGGGCCAAGGAGAAGAUGAAAGAGGAGUCGUGGAACAUCCACUUCUUUGAGUAUGGGCGCGGCAUGUGCAUGUACCGCACCGCCAAAACGCGGGAGCUGGUGCUGAAGGGCAUUCCUGAGAGCCUCCGGGGGGAACUGUGGCUCCUCUUCUCAGGGGCCUGGAAUGAGAUGGUGACCCAUCCCAACUACUAUGCUGACCUGGUAGAGAAGUCCAUGGGGAAGUACAGCCUGGCCACCGAGGAGAUCGAGCGAGACCUCCACCGCUCCAUGCCCGAGCACCCUGCCUUCCAGAAUGAGCUGGGGAUCGCUGCACUGCGGCGAGUGCUGACUGCCUAUGCCUUCCGAAACCCCACCAUUGGCUACUGCCAGGCCAUGAACAUCGUCACCUCAGUGCUGCUGCUCUAUGGCAGUGAGGAGGAGGCCUUCUGGCUGCUGGUGGCCCUCUGUGAGCGCAUGCUGCCCGACUACUACAAUACCAGGGUGGUAGGGGCCCUGGUGGACCAAGGCAUCUUUGAAGAGCUCACAAGGGACUUUCUACCCCAGCUCUCCGAGAAGAUGCAGGACCUCGGGGUCAUCUCCAGCAUCUCACUGUCCUGGUUCCUGACCCUCUUCCUCAGUGUCAUGCCCUUUGAGAGUGCCGUGGUCAUCGUCGACUGUUUCUUCUAUGAGGGCAUCAAGGUGAUCCUGCAAGUGGCCUUGGCCAUCUUGGAUGCCAACAUGGAGGAGCUGCUGGGCUGUGUGGACGAGGGCGAGGCCAUGACCAUCCUGGGCAGAUACCUGGAUAACGUGGUCAAUAAACAGAGUAUCUCUCCGCCCAUCCCACACCUCCAUGCCCUGCUGACCAGCAGGGACAGCCCCCCUGCAGAGGUGGACAUCUUUGACCUCUUGAAGGUGUCAUACGAGAAAUUCAGCAGCCUGCGCGCCGAUGACAUUGAACAGAUGCGGUUUAAACAGAGGCUGAAAGUGAUCCAGUCCCUGGAAGACACAGCCAAGAGGAGUGUGGUCCGAGCGAUACCUGGGGACAUUGGUUUCUCAAUUGAAGAGCUAGAGGACCUUUACAUGGUGUUUAAGGCCAAGUAUCUGGCAAGUCAGUACUGGGGGAGCAGCCGCCCUACAGCUGGGUGUCGGGACCCCAGCCUGCCCUACCUGGAACAGUACCGCAUAGAUGCCAGCCAGUUCCGGGACCUCUUCACCAGCUUGACACCCUGGGCCUGUGGCUCUCACACAUCUGUGUUGGCAGGACGAAUGUUUCGGCUCCUGGACGAAAACAAGGACUCACUGAUCAACUUCAAAGAGUUCGUGACAGGGAUGAGUGGGAUGUACCAUGGGGACCUGACAGAGAAGCUCAAGGCACUCUAUAAGCUACACCUGCCCCCAGCACUGAGCCCAGAGGAAACUGAAUCUGCCCUGGAAGCCACCCAUUUUUUCACCGAGGACAGCUCCUCAGAAGCAUCUCCCCUGGCCUCAGAUCUGGAUCUUUUCCUGCCCUGGGAGGCUCAAGAAGCACUACAACAGGAAGAACAAGGUGGAGCUGGCAGUGAGGACGUCCGAGACAAAACACAAGAGGAAAAGGGGACCAGCCCCCCCGACUAUCGGCACUACCUUCGAAUGUGGGCCAAGGAGAAAGAGGUUCAGAAGGAGACAAUCAAGGAUCUUCCCAAGAUGAACCAGGAGCAAUUCAUUGAGCUGUGCAAGACGCUGUAUAACAUGUUCAGUGAAGACCCCAUGGAGCAGGAGCUCUACCACGCUAUUGCCACAGUGGCCAGCCUGUUGCUCCGCAUCGGCGAGGUGGGAAAGAGGUUUUCGGUACGGCCUGGCAGGAAGCCCAGAGAUGGUGCCCCUGAGGAGGAUGAAGUGCCAACCUCCAACCCCACUCAGGACACAGCCCUGGAGCUUCAGCCACCAGCUGCAGGGGAUCCCCAGGCCAAAGCUGGUGGUGAUACCCACCUUGGGAAGGCACCGCACGAAAGCCAAGUGGUGGGCGAAGGGGGUGGUGGCGAGGGGCAGGGAUCUCCCGCCCAGCUUCUGUCUGACGACGAAACCAAAGAUGACAUGUCCAUGUCCUCCUAUUCGGUGGUCAGCACAGGCUCUCUGCAGUGUGAGGAUCUGGCUGAUGACACGGUGCUGGUGGGUGGGGAGGCCCGUAGCCCUGAGGCCACUGCUCGCUGUGGGGGCACCGUGGACACAGACUGGUGCAUCUCCUUUGAGCAGAUCCUGGCCUCCAUCCUAACGGAGUCUGUGCUGGUGAACUUCUUUGAGAAGAGGGUGGACAUUGGACUCAAGAUCAAGGACCAAAAGAAGGUGGAGAGGCAGUUCAGUACCUCCAGUGACCAUGAGCAGUCAGGGCUUUCAGGGUGAUGACUCCACUAAAUGGGGACUGGCCUCUCUCUCCUCCCUCCCUUCCUCUGUUUUCUCCCAUUCUCCCAGAAAUAAUGAGCUGUUAAGUGGAAAAAAGGCUGAACAGAUACAGGUAGGACCCAGGCAGAGUCCCCCUUAGCCCUCAUGUACCAGCCCUUGCAUGGUGUCCCAGGCCCUGUAGGCUCUGCCCCCUGCUUGCCUCUGUACUUCACGUGUGGCCAGGCCGACACUAACCCUGUUCUAGACCCAUGGGUGCUCUCCUGCAGCUGCAUGCUGCAGGGAGACUGUUCUACCAAUUGGCUCCAGAUAGAAGGGUUAUAAACCUGUCGGCCAUCAAUGUUGGGACCUCUGAGGUUUCUCCAGGAGCCCUGAGGCUGGAACUCCCAGCUGAGGGACACAGGUGGGAACCAUGCAGGUGUUACUCAAAAUGUUCUUUCAGCUUCUCCUCACCAUUAACCUUAAAGGUAAAUCCCUCAGGUCCUGACAUACUUCCUUGUUGGCUAAAAAUGACACUGUGCUCAAUGCCUUAAUAAAUCCCUGAAGGAACUAAAGCUACCGUGUACAAUCUUAAUGUGAUCUUCCACCAUAGCCUGAGGCCCUCUGGCUUCUCCCCAGUCAAGUAUAGGGCCCACUUGGAGUGCUCAAGGUUCCAGACACUCGGUCCCUCUUGAGGGUAUUCAAGGCCACCAGACAGGAUAAGCACACAAAGUGCUGAUGCAGGCAGACAAGGCCUGUGCUGGCAGGGGAAGCCCCAGCCUAUCUAAGCCUGGGAGGGGCACAGCAGGCCUGGCUGCAGCCAGCACAGGUCAGGAGGCAGACUGUAGGACCCCAGGCUAGGGGCUGGCCACUGGUCUUGCAGCAGUAGUCAGUCACUGGUUUCCUGGGUCUGCCCCCAGGAGGGCUGUUUCUGCUUUUUCACGAAAAGAUAAUCUUUACUUAUUUUAAUUAAGGCACAGUUUGCACACCAUGAAAUUCACUUUUUUUAAGUUCCAGUACUACACUGACAGAUGUGCAGCCAUCAGUACAGUAGAGAAUAUUUCUAUUGCUCCUGCAGGAUCCCUCUUGCCUGCAUGUGCCCAGUCCCUAACCCCACCCCUGGUCGAGGCAACCUCUAUCUACCUUCUGCCUCUAUAGAUUUUGAUGGCUGGUUUUUAAAAUAACAACCUCUAUCUAUGGUUUUAUCUUAGAACAGUUGGAUCACAGUCUCAAAUCAUCAGAACAACCCAGGGAAACUGUAGUACUUUCUUAGCAACAACAAAGUCAUUAAUGAACCUAAUCUCUUUCCUAGUAUUUAUACAAACUGAACAUGUAAUUUCCAAAGAUUCAUACCAGAAAGACUAUGUUCUUGGCCACAUUGAAAUUAAAUAAAGCUAUACGUGAGAAUCCCACUCCUUGGCAA
Condylura cristata (star-nosed mole) is the source of this 5056-nucleotide messenger RNA. It is a transcript of the gene TBC1D9B, whose product is annotated as TBC1 domain family, member 9B (with GRAM domain). The record is from RefSeq and is a predicted model, not a curated record. The transcript is spliced from 21 exons. The coding region runs from base 313 to 3657 and encodes 1114 amino acids. NCBI's taxonomy places the organism in Eukaryota, Metazoa, Chordata, Mammalia, Eulipotyphla, Talpidae. Gene Ontology annotation, molecular function: calcium ion binding.